Molecule: messenger RNA, 2447 nt
Organism: Paramecium sonneborni
Lineage: Eukaryota; Ciliophora; Oligohymenophorea; Peniculida; Parameciidae
Source: the annotation of a GenBank genome assembly
AUGGAAGAUGGCUAUAUAUAAGAGCUUUUUAAGCUAUUUCGAGAAUCAUAAUGUGUUUAACCUCCAAAAAAACCAUAAAGUGCUUAUGAAAGAUUUAAUGGAAAUUAUGAAAAAGCAUGUUAAGAAAAAAAUCUAAAUCAUAAUUCUGAAUUAUCAAAAAAAUAAUGGGAAAACUUAGAAAAAGAACUUAAAGAUGGUAAGAUUAAGUUAGAUUUUAGAAUAUUAUCGAUUAUCAAAGUAGGAAGAGGAACUUUAUGAUUAAUUGCUCCGUUAAUAUCAUUCCAUUUCUAGUCUGAUUAAAAAAAAGAAAGCAGAUGGAUCUGUAUUUUUUUUUUAAGAAAAAGGGGUAGAUAAAGGACUAACUAAUCUUUAAUAAUUAUGGGAUGAAUUAAAAGUUGAGGAAAAGUAAAUAUAUGGUUAAAGAGCAUAAUAAAAUUUUGAAGAAACUAUAAAAGUAUUCUAUAUAUUGACUUUAGGUUUAAAUAGAAGAUUAUAUAACAGAUUAUUAAGAUUAUUUAAAUCAACAAAACGAAAGACCGCGAGAUUUAUAAUUUGUAUAAAAAAUAGAAGAAGAAUAAGAUGAAAUAGAUUAAAUUGAUAUUAUUAUUGGUAUAAAGCGUACUAAUGGAAAAAAAGAAUAUUUGGUACGUUUUAAAGGUAAAACUGGAAAAGAUGCAAAAUGGUUCCCUAAAAAGAAAUUAAGAAAAGUGAAAGAAAUAGUUAAGAAAUUUGAGGAUACAUAUUUUAAAUAAUCAUUUUAAGAUAAUGAAUCCAGUAGUGGUUUUGAUUCAACUCCAGCUGAAGAAAUUUUCUAAGAAAAUUAAAUAGAAGAUAAUUAAUAGAAUCAAUAAUAACAAUAAUAAUUAUAAUAAAAAUAAUAACAACAAUAAUAAUAAUAAUAAUAAUAAUAAGAUAAAGAAGAAGAAAAUAAAAUUGAAGAAAUGGAAGAAGAAAAAGAAUAAAUUGAAAAAUAAAAAGUAAAACCUAAAGUUUAAGCAUAAAAAAUAAAUUAAAUUAACAAGUAAUAAAAAAAUGGAGAUUAACAAAAAUCUGCUACUCCUUAAAAAAUUAAAUAACAAAUUAACACAUAAAUUAAAGAAAAGCAUAUCUAUAAUUCUAGAAGUAGUAAUAUAAUAAACAAUAAAACAAUAUCUACUCCAAAAAAGCAAUCCGAAAAAAUUUAAGAAUAGCCAAAUACAAAAAAUGAUAAAAUGAAAAACUAAAGAAAAUAAAGAAAUUAACCAUAAGAUGAUGAUAAAUAAUCAAAAUCAAAAAGUAAAGAAAUAUCUUUCAAUAAUUCUUUUAUAUCAAUUAAUGAAUUUAAAAAGUAAAAGGACAAUAUUAAGAGUACUAAAAUUGAUUAGACUAAAAUUUAAAGUAAAUAAUAAAAUUUAGAUUCUAAAUUAGAUUUAUCAAUAUGUAAAAGAGUUAAAAAAUAAUUAAAAGAAUCAUCUCCUUUAUAAUCUAAAUUAAAAACACCUUAAUUAUCUACAGUAAGAGAAUAAAAAUCGAUCAAAUAAAUUUCAUCAAAUUAGUCACCAGGAUAAAUUAAUUUAAAACUUAAUGAAUCAGCAAUUAUUACAAGAUAAGGAAGAAACAAAGAUAGAGACAUAGACUUAUUAAACACUUCAGCACCAUUAUUAUCAACAAAAAGAUAGAAUUCAAAAAAUUAAAAGUAAGAAAUAAAGGAAUUAAAAUUGUUUGCAAAAUAAAAAUAAAUAAUUUAAAAAUAAACUUUAAAUAAUUAAAAAUUUGUUUAAUCUAUAAAGAAUAGAAAUUAAAAUCAAAAAUAAGUUAACUAACAAAAAACAAAAACAAAGUAAUAAGAUUAAAACAAAAAAUCGAGUAGAUUAUAAAUAGGAAGAUCACAAACUAGAAGUAAAAGUCUUUAAUUAACUAAAUAAAUAUAAAAUAAUGAAAAUAAAAAGUAAAUUAAAACCAUAAAUCGUUCUCGAUCAGUAGAAGUGGCAAAAAUUAAAACAUUUAAAGUGGAGAAAAAUAAUUAAUAAAAUAGAAAUUCUAAGAAAGUUAUUGAAAAAAGUAAAAGUCCAAAAAAGAUCUUUCCAAUAAAUUAUUUAGAGAAAUCAUAAUUGAAAAUAGUAUUAUAAAAAGAAAAAUCACAAGCAAGUAAAAUUUAAUUAUAAAACGUAAAGUAAUAGAUUAAUGUAUAAAAUAAAAAUUUAAAAAGCACUUAAAGAUCCCUCAAAGCAAAACCUUAAACAAGAGAAACAAGAAAAAAUACUAAAAUUAAGAGUCCUAUAAAAAUCAACAAAAAAAUAUCAAAAAAGCAAAUAUAGAGCAAAGAAAAAGAGAAAAUUACUGAAAAAAAAUAAAAAAAAGAAUAAGUUAAUCAAAAAAAAUAAAAAUCUGUUGCAAAAGUUGUUACCAUAUAAACAAUGUAACUGAGAAAUAAAAACUCUUAGAAUAUGAGAUAAAGAAAGCAUUGA